Emiliania huxleyi CCMP1516 is the source of this 946-nucleotide messenger RNA. RefSeq lists its product as hypothetical. The coding region runs from base 40 to 834 and encodes 264 amino acids. The transcript has a single exon. Gene Ontology annotation, cellular component: cytoplasm; membrane. The record is from RefSeq and is a predicted model, not a curated record. NCBI's taxonomy places the organism in Eukaryota, Haptophyta, Isochrysidales, Noelaerhabdaceae.
CAAAGUUGUGCCAGUGCGCUCCCUUCUGAACGAUCGGGAAUGCGCCUUCUGUUCGGGUUGGCGCUGGUCGUUUCGGGAGCAGCGUUGCAAGCCGCGGGUCACCGACCGCUAGCACCUGCGUUCGGCCGCUCGCGCUUGCGCCCGGCAACACUGUCAGUCGUCGACAUCUACAGCGUGGCCGACGAGUGGGUCCGGGCGGCGCCGUACCAGUCGGCCUUCUGCAUCACCGCGUUUAAGGCAACGAUCGCGGAUUGCAUCACGCAGGCGCGCGAGCUGGCCGCCAUUGAGGCGGAGCCGGAGGCCGGGAUCGUCUCUUGCGACGACGUGUCUUGCGAGGUGCUGGAGCCUUCCGAGCGGCGCGGCUACUCGUGGCAGCGGUCGCUGGCCUUCCUCCUCUACGGCGGGCUGUACCAGGGGUGCACCCAGUACUACCUCUUCAACGACCGCUACCCGCUCUGGUUCGGCGAGGGCGACGACCCAGCGACCGUGGCGGUCAAGGUGGUCUUCGACCAGCUCGUGCUGACGCCGCUGCUGUGUCUACCUGUCCUCUACCUCGUCAAGGCCGCGGUCCUCCGCCGCCCGCUGCGGGAGGGCUUGCGCAGGUACGUCGAGGACGCGCGGCGCGACCUGCUGCUCAAGUACUGGGCGCUCUGGACGCCCGUGCAGUGCCUCACCUUUGGGGUGGUGCCGCCGCAGUGGCGCGUGCCCUUCAUCGCGCUGGUGAGCUUCUUCUGGCUCCUCGUCCUCAGUUCCAUCUCGAGCCGCGGCGACCUGGCGGCGCCGCCAGCCCCCGCCGCCGACCCGCAAACAACGAGAACGAUGGGCGGCGAGUAGCCUAGACGCUCUCUAGCGUGUAUUUUGUGUGUUCGAAUGCCUCUUCUACUUAGUUAGCUUAGCUGUUGACAUAUGUUGUUGUUGUACGUACAAGAGACUGCCCAGGAGAAAA